Molecule: messenger RNA, 3151 nt
Organism: Anopheles bellator
Lineage: Eukaryota; Metazoa; Arthropoda; Insecta; Diptera; Culicidae
Product: AF4/FMR2 family member lilli-like
Exons: 2
Coding region: 115-2427 (770 amino acids)
Biological process (GO): positive regulation of transcription by RNA polymerase II; anatomical structure morphogenesis; cell differentiation
Molecular function (GO): RNA polymerase II cis-regulatory region sequence-specific DNA binding; DNA-binding transcription factor activity, RNA polymerase II-specific
Source: RefSeq, a predicted model, not a curated record
AGUGGUUGAAAAGGAAGUGUGUUGAGUGGCCCGGAAGAAGGAAGGAAGGUGGUGUGAAGUGCAUUCGGGCGGCUUUCGGUGCAAGUGUCCAGGUCCCCGUCAGUGCGAUCAGUGAUGAUACCUCAGCACAAUCAGGUCAUCAGUGGCGCGUUUUCUCAAGGCGAGAUGGAUGUGAUGGUGCAGCAGUACACAGAGGCCGGUGGUGGUGGCGGUGGCGGUGGCGGAGGCAGUUCGACCCCACCUCCACCCCUGUUCGGCUCCCAGAUGGUGGAUAAGAAUUCCAUAACGCCGUACACCGAUGCCACGCAGACGAAAAAACACAGCCCCGGUCAUAUCAAGCGACCGAUGAAUCCGUUUAUGGUGUGGAGCCAGAUCGAGAGGCGCAAGAUUUGCGAGGUUACGCCAGACAUGCACAAUGCGGUCAUAUCGAAGAACCUGGGUCAGCGAUGGAAACAGCUAAGUCCCGAGGAGCGCCAACCGUUCAUCGACGAAGCGGAACGCCUCCGUCAGCUGCAUACGCGCGAAUACCCGAACUACAAGUACCGUCCAAAGAAGAAGCAGGUCAAGGCAGGCACCACCACCCACAAGAAUAACAGUAGCGGCAGUAGCAGCUCGUCCCCGUCCUCGGCGACAACCGGCGGCUCGCCGGAAUCUGUUUCUUCGCCUGUCAGCUGUUCCUCGCUGUCCUCGUCAUCGUCCAUCACGUGCUCGCCUUCGACGGGAAAGUCGUCGCCAAGCGUUAAGCGCAACCGCAGCGGGAAGAUCUCGAAGAGCCACUCGGCGGCAGCCACCGGCGGUAGCGGUGGCCUGUCCAAGUCCAAGAAGGCCAUCAUUAUCCACGAGAUCGGCCAGCAAACGAUGGCGGCGGUGGCGACGGCCGCUACAGUAACGACGCACGCCGCCCAAGGCGAGCAACAGGACUGUCUGUCCUUCACGACCUCGAAGCUGCUGCCGAACUCGCCCGAGAGUGCCACCCAGUACGACGAUCGGUCGCUCAUAUCGCCUGAACCGAACUUUGGACCCUACGAUACCCCAUCCAUCUUCUCGAGCGAUCUGUUCGACGAGAGCAAGGAUUUCGAUCAGGACAGCGGAAAAGCCUACCUCCGUUACGUUGAUCGCGUCACGGACCUCAACGCAACGAUGGACAUUAGCACUGGUGGUGGCGGCGGCGGCGGCGGUAGAGAAGCCACUCCCUGCCAGAGCAGUCCCCAUCCGGAUCUGAGUCAGCUGGUGGUGGACCACAGCAGCAACCACCAGAGCUGCGCUAGUCCGAACCUCCUCCAGCAACAACAUCCCAUGCUUCACAACAACAACAACAACAACAGUCUUCACGUGAACAAUAAUCACCUUCACCAGCACCACCAACAGCAGCACCAGCAGCAGCAGCAUGGCGACGAAUCGGAUGUCAAGCCGCUGCUUUUCGGUUGCCAGCAAACCUCAAAGUCCUUGUACGCCGUCGACAACGACGUGGACUGCGUCAAGGCGGAGAAGUAUUUUGAUGAGGAUGACUGUCAAAGCGAACAGUUCGGGGCUAGCAUUCUGGAGGACAGUUGUCUGGACGUGCCCGGCAUCAACAGAAUGGACGUAUCGCUGGACCUGGGCGGUCAGAGCGGGAACUCUAACACUGGCGGUGCCAACGGCGAGUGCUUUAACGAAGGGGUCGUCUACGACGGUCAGUUCACACUUACCGUGCAUCAGCAGCAGCAGCAACAGCAGACGCAGCAGUAUCAACCGCAUAACCAAUACCAGCAGCAGCAGCAGCUUCCACACCAAGAUCAUCACAUGGCGGAGGGCAGCAAUUUGCUGGCGGGCAAUCUGGGCGCACUAGCGAGCUUUAAAGAAAUUACCAACGGUCAGCAGUGUCAGCCACACCUGCAGCAGCAGUUACUUCAGUCGUAUCAACUGCUGCCGGGGGAUGUGUCUGUAAAGAAUCUGCUGUGGACCAGCAGUCUUCGCCAGCAGGAACACCAAACGCAGCUGCACCAGCAGCAGCAACAGCAGCAACAGCAACAGCAGCAGCCACAGCAGCAGCUACACCACCAUCAUCAGCAACAGCAGCAGUGCCUCACGGGGGUUGUACCCCUCGCCGAUAGUAUGAGUCAGCUAUCGCCUCUUAGCAGCGCCUCCGGCUCCAGCCUCGUCUCGGUACCCAACUGUCAACCCUCGCCGGUCGGUAGUCCCGUGGACGGUUUCACUGCGUCGGCCGUCGGUGUGGUCCUGGGCGACUGCAACAUGGACGGCAGUAGUCAGCCCUCCGACAACAACCUGUCCAUACUGGAGGAUAUGCUCAGCCAGUCACACAUGGACUACUCGUUCGAGGGGCUUGAAACGGCGUCGUCAUCGAGCGGUUCGCACCUCGAGUUCCUUGCCGAUGAUAGUAAAAUCUUCUUAAACGACCCGAACAAUCUGAUCGGGUUCAACGUGUAGAGUAAGGCCCCGGCGCGCGUGCGAAGUCUACGGCGGCGGGAUGCUACAAUUACUAGGUUUAAACUCUAUUUCCCAACCCAACUCAUGGAACUGGCGGGGUGAGCGAACCUUUCCUCUUCAUCCCUGUUUUCAAACAAGUAACAAGUGAAGCCCUCUAUUUUUCCAUACCAAAAUUAUCCUACAAUCUAUCCACAUGUACCAUUAACAUUAACCACUGCAACACACUACUGCAUACAUUGAACAUAUUGAAAACUUUCAAACCAGAAACAAGUAAGGCCAUUUGUUUCACAACAAGAAAACUCUUCUAAAACACGGCUACCAAACAGAGAGAGGGGAGGGAUGAUUAAAAAAAUUAAGUGCUUUAUCAAUUGCGGUGUGUGCAUGGUUCCCUUGAAAGCGAGAACGAGAGAGAGAAAGUGAGAAUGAAAGAGUGAGUGAGAACGUGAAACAGAAGAUCCGAGGAAGCGGUCACCGGACGGGUAAUGUUGGAGCUGAAGGGAUUGUCCGAUGGUGACCGAUUCAUACACACCCUAGCCCCUAAGAUAUAGAAUACUAAAGAUGAAUUCAGGAAUAAACGUGAACCCGAGUGUAAAGCUGUGUGACUAAGAGAAUGCGUCAGAAAGGGGUUAUAAAACGAAGCAGAAAAAACCGAGUGGCGUAUGAUGUGCUGUUUACAAAGCAAAAUAAAUCGUAAAUUUACAAAAGUGAAGAGAAUACACACAAA